This is a messenger RNA of Fonsecaea erecta, 606 nucleotides long. RefSeq lists its product as hypothetical. The record is from RefSeq and is a predicted model, not a curated record. The transcript has a single exon. NCBI's taxonomy places the organism in Eukaryota, Fungi, Ascomycota, Eurotiomycetes, Chaetothyriales, Herpotrichiellaceae. Bases 1 to 606 code for a protein of 201 amino acids.
AUGGCCUCAUCCUGCAGAGCAAAGACGGCUAUUCUCAGAGGCCUCCGUCCUCUCGUCUCUACCCAACAACAAGUGGCAGCAACCCAGAAGAUCCUCUCGUCGGCAUGUGUGGACGAAUGUAUCUACUGCGACAUCUGGAAACUGGCCACGCUGAUUGCCUCUCACUCUCCCCUUUCGGCUCGCUACAACCUCACGACGGGCACACCGACCAACUCACCUGUCUCGUCAGCACCGUCCAGCCCCGUGGUUUCGUCACCUAUUGCCCAGUCGUCAACACCAUACAGCUCCAUCAUCUCUGCCUCCAAGCGGAUCGAAGCUCAGUUUCAGACUCAACGAUCCAAGCUCAAUUCCAUCCUCAGUAUCUGCACAGUCUCCGGGGUGGACGCCACUGAGGGUCUGAGAUUGGCUCAUGACCGAUGUGCUGCCGCUGUGGAGGACCUGCUCGACCAAGAAGAAGACCUGGAGGAGGAGCUGUUGCGGGAUCUUCAAGAACAACAAUACGACUACUCUUACAGUUACGACUCGCAAUACGCCUAUCCGAGCGGCCCGGUAGCAUACGGCUACACGUACGAGAGAAGACCCAGCAUGGUCCACGUGACGCACUGA